Neurospora crassa OR74A is the source of this 5512-nucleotide messenger RNA. It is a transcript of the gene crf9-1, whose product is annotated as RING-13 protein. The coding region runs from base 1270 to 4914 and encodes 1214 amino acids. The record is from RefSeq and is a predicted model, not a curated record. Gene Ontology annotation, molecular function: ATP-dependent chromatin remodeler activity; ATP binding; metal ion binding. The transcript has 2 exons. NCBI's taxonomy places the organism in Eukaryota, Fungi, Ascomycota, Sordariomycetes, Sordariales, Sordariaceae. Gene Ontology annotation, cellular component: cytoplasm.
GUUUGGUGGUCUGAACCGAAUCGAUUGCGGCAACGAAGAAGUCGGCACUUGUGUUGGCGUUUGUGAUUGCUUUUUCGCAAGGGACUGGAAACAAUCUGCCAACCAAUCCAAUUCAAAGCAAACGCUUUUCCUCCGAAUAACACAGCCUCCUUCCACCUGAUUCUGAAUUUGACUCCUCACAAUCGGCGCAACUUUCCGAGUCAGCGUCGUACACGAGGAUUACACAAGUUUCUUGCCCUCUGUUUCUCACCUCACCUUUCCUUUCCGCACGCGGCUCGCUUUGGCUUUUAUAUGUCAGCUUGAAGCUGCAGUUUCGCUUGAAGCUGGACUCGUCCAAUACCUGCAUCACCCACACAAAUACAAAGGUGUGCUCAAGACCGCGAUCUUGUUAAACGGAGCUUCCUCUUUGUUACGUGGUUCAAGUCAGUUGGAGGCCACACCCAGCUCCAGAGAAACCUGGCGGUGCGCAUGCAGCCUUCUUUGGGUCGACGGCAUCUGGAUGGCCACGCGGUCUAGACAUCCUGAUUACAACAGGCAGCCACGGUCACUCAAACAAUCCACUUGAGCCUCUUCAGCCUGCUCCCGUCUUCGAUACCUCUACCCCUUGGGGCUUGCGUUACCACCCCACGUAUCGUUUCUUCAGCCAAGAUCGCCGACCGUCAUCCGAUUUGCAGGUGCCCACCAGGCCGCGAGCUACCUCGACCUGUAGACUGGCAACCGCCGGGGCAAAUAGGAGCCUCCAACGUUUCACAGAUACGCGUGAAGAGCAAAACUAUUCCCAGGUCCGAGGCUUCAAGGGAAAUACACGGUCUUUGAGACCUUCGAAGCGGGCUGUGCGGUCUUGGAGUAACUGUGCAGGUUCUUGAUCUUGUUGUCGGGCCUUGGAGAGGACACUCCAGUGCAGGCCAAGUUGAGAAACAUCGAUACGUAGUAGGUUCCGAUGCCUACCUACAGACUCCAAGCUGUCCUCUCUCCAGUACCUUCACCUAGUACGCAAUGUGACUGCAUUUUUCUCUGACACCUUCCGGAAAUUUCCAAAUACUUUGGCUGCUACUUCCCACCUCUACUCUUGAUCACAGCACUCAACGCGACCGAAUCUCACCUGCCUUGCAUCCAUCAAAACUUGAACAUCGCGGCGGACUCCUGCCUGUUUUACCUGCAGCCGAGGUUCCCCGGUCGCGCCUUCCCUCGUCCUCACCGAGCCCUGAGCCUCUUUCGCUGCUGCGUUGUCAUGAGGCCAGUUGAGUCGCCCUACUUAUCACUUAAAUCAUGACAACCCCCAGCCGAGCAACAGCGUUCUCGACGCGCGCCUCUUUGCGGCAGACACGAACUGGAUCACCCUCCCCGAACCCCCAGCCUCAACCCACUGCUGAAGCUAAAGACCUUGCCGACUUGGAAAUAAACUUGACUAUCCAGCUAGAACUGCGGGCUCAACUCCAAGAGGGGCCAGAGACUGACGAGAGCAAGGCCAUUCUCAUCGAAACCAAUGACAAGAUCUGCGACAUUGUUAGCAACAUGGACAGGAUUAGAGCUUCUCGUGGUUCCCCAAUGUAUGCGGGCUUUAGGGGUACGGCGGAUGGGGGGCGAUCUCCAGCUGGCACUGCUACAGCACAACAACGAGCACGUCAACAGGGCAACCAAGUUCGUCAACAACAGACACAGAGGGGGCUAAACCCCCAACAACACCCUCCUCAACGCCCCCCUCAACGGCAACAGCAGCAACAGCAUCAGCAACAGGGGCAACAACGGCCUCUACAAGGUUUAUACCAGCAAGAACAAGAAAACCUUCAACAACACCCCCAGCAACACGAGUCCCGAGUCGACGGUUCCGAAGACGCCCAAAACUCUUUCAGCGGUUUCGUUCCUCGGGAGCGGAAGCGCUCAAUCGGUACCAGCUUAGGCAAUGAUGCUCUCAAUGAUACCGGACGUAGUUCAAAGCGUACGGCUUCUGGAAGCGGUACUUCUGAUCAUUCGACAUUCUCGGAUCCCUUCAAUGCCAGCACCUUCGCAGGUAACGGCAUUGACCCCUUCGACGACAACUUCGGCUUUGACAACGGCUUCGACUUUGGCCCAUUGAUCGACCUCACCGAUGAUGUCGAUGUGGACGCCCUGCUUGGGCAACAGUUCGCGCAAGCUACUUCAACAUCUUCAGCGACCUUGACUCCAACCUCGCCGUCUGCUCCUUAUCAGAGUAAUCAGGUAUCGUACCAUGGCCCUCAAGCUGGCAUACCGCACAACACAAGCUUGCCGGCCCCUCAAAUUCCUGCUUCUGUUCGUCAGCUCUACAACACGCCGGACUUAUUGCCUGACAUAAAUAAUAUCUGGAAUGGUCCUUUUCACAACCCUGCUGUCUCUAGCAGAUCAAGCACGUCACGCUCGUCUCGACCAGCUCGGCCUCAGCUCCCAAGCUCUUCCAAUAGUAUAUUCUCUUCAGAUAACAGAUCUCUGGCCUUUCCUAGUUUACCCGGUGGCCUGGUGACCGUCGAUAGCUCGCGGCCGGGCACAUUAAUCAACGGGGACUACUAUGCGCCGAAUAACUCGGGCUCUAGCAGAGUACACAUACCAUCGCUGACCGACGUAAUCAGUCGGACUGCUACCUACGAUUUCACCUCCAUGACUGAUUUAUUGGGGAAUCCAUUAGACGAGAGGCUGACGACGCUCGAUCUGGAUGAUCCCUUAAAGAGAGAGGACGAGAUCAGUAAGCUGCUAUCCAACAUCCGGCCAGAUGAGGAUAUACCACCGGAGGAACGCGGAGACACACCACCAGAUUUGAAGUACCCCCUCUAUCCACACCAGCAGUUGGCACUCAAGUGGAUGACUGAUAUGGAAGGGGGCCACAACCGGGGUGGAAUUCUUGCCGAUGAUAUGGGCCUGGGGAAAACGAUCUCGACGUUGGCACUCAUGGCUAGCCGCAGAGCUCCGGAGGGUGAAGUGGUAACCAACCUAAUUGUUGGGCCCGUGGCUUUGAUCAAGCAAUGGGAACUUGAGAUCCAAAACAAGAUGAAAGAGGACCGCCGCAUGAAGGUCUAUCUCUAUCACGGCGGGUCAAAAAAGAAGCCUUGGACGGAACUCCAGAAGUACGACGUUGUCCUAACCACGUAUGGUACCCUGACUGCUCAAUUCAAGAAACACCAUCAUUAUCUCGAGAAAAAUACCGAGAGCCUGAAUGGGUUGGAUGAGCAAGCUGAGAAGCGAUAUCGGCUUGAGUGCCCGAUGCUUCAUCCUAGCACCAAAUUUUUCCGCGUCAUUUUAGACGAAGCCCAAUGCGUCAAGAACGCCAAUACAAUGCAGUCUCGAGCUGUCCGCCAGGUUCGAGCGACUUACCGAUGGUGUCUGACUGGAACGCCCAUGAUGAACAGUGUUUCGGAGCUUUCCUCUCUGCUGCGUUUCCUGCAAAUUAAACCUUUCUGUGACGAGAAGAAAUUCAAAGAAGCCUUCGCAUCUUUGGACCACAAGUACACCGGACGCGACGUUGAAAAGAGCACGGCCAUGAAACAAUUACAGGCUUUGUUGAAAGCCAUAAUGCUGAGGCGCAUGAAGACCACGGUGAUAGAUGGCAAUCCCAUUCUGAACCUGCCUCCGAAGUCGCUGUACACUGAGCACGUUGAGUUCUCCGAAGGCGAGCUUGAAUUCUACAAGAACCUGCAAGAAAAGUCCCAGGUCAUCUACGGCAGAUAUGUGAGAAAUAACACAGUGGGCAAGAAUUACUCAAACAUUCUCGUCCUUCUCUUGCGACUCAGACAAGCCUGCUGUCACCCGCAUCUCACCGACUUUGAGGCUAACCCCAAGAAUCAUCUGGCCGAAGCUACAAUGAUUGAGCUGGCGAAGACCCUGGAGCCUGUCGUCAUUGACAGGCUCAAGCAAAUCAAGGCAUUCGAAUGCCCUAUAUGCUACGAUGCGGUCAUAGACCCUACCAUCCUACUUCCCUGCGGUCAUGAUAUUUGCGCGGACUGCUUUUCCUCGUUGACUGACCAAUCCGCUAUGAACGGAAUCCGAAACGGACAGGACGGAGCGAAUGUCGCCAAAUGUCCGGUUUGCCGUGGCCCCGCUGACCAUACAAGGGUGACCAACUACACGUCUUUCCAGGCUGCUCAUAUGCCUGAAGCCCUGGAGAAGUUGGACAACGAUGAUGCAGAUUCUCUUGUCGGUGAUGGAUCAGACACGUCGGAUGGGUCGCUGGGUAGUCUCAGUGGGGAGAAGAAGCGUAAAGCAAAGAGCGAAGGGAAACGUCCUACAAAGGUUAAGCCGGAAGAGAAGGAGGACUGGAAGCCGACCGUUUUUGACCAACUGCGCAAAGAAGCAAACGCCAGCAGAAACCAGGACGCACGAGAUCGCCUACUCCAGUACACUUGGGACCAUUGGCAAGACUCGGCCAAAGUAAGUCGAGUGACCGAACUGGUUGAUCAGUUUCAGCAGUUCAACGAGAAGACCAUCAUUUUUUCGCAGUGGACGUCUCAUCUCGAUCUCAUUGAGUGCUCUCUCAAGUUCAAACUCAACAUCAAGUACCGUCGCUAUACAGGUAAUAUGUCCAGAUCCCAACGCGACAAUGCCAUCCAGGCGUUUGUCGAAGAUCCUGACGUCAAGGUAUUACUGGUCUCUCUCAAAGCCGGAAAUGCGGGCCUCAAUUUGACUGUUGCUUCGCGCGUCAUUGUUUGUGAUCCCUUUUGGAAUCCGUUCAUUGAGGACCAGGCCGUCGACAGAGCCUAUCGAAUCGGCCAACAACGGGAGGUUCACGUUUACAAGAUUUUGGUUCAAGAAACCAUUGAGGAUCGCAUCAUCGAGUUGCAGAACCUGAAGCGAAACAUUGUUGAGACGGCGCUUGAUGAGACCGAGGGUAAGCAGCUCGCAAGGCUAUCCAUCGACGACCUCAACUACCUUUUCACCGGUCGCCGUGGAGGUGCACGACAACAGUAAAGAGGAGGAGGAGGAGGAGAAGGAGGAGGAGGAGGAGGAGGAGAAGGGGGAGCACGUCGCUACCCUAUCCGUCACCAUCGUUUUUUUGGCUGCGAUUCUUUAAGAAACAUUACGUGGAUGCGGGAGCGUAUUUUAGGUCCAAGAGAUGCCGAUGUGAACGCAUAGCUUGGGACGCCUUGUGAUUACUAGUUACCGGAGUUAGCAUUGCUCUUGUAUUUGAGUUUGCCAUCUGCGCGAUGUAGUAUUGGAGCAUUCAGGGGGUUUCACGAACAGUUCUGUCUUUUCGGCAUGUUGAAUCGAGGAGUAUGCCGCUGUGGUGGAUUACCAUUUCUGCCUCGAUAAAGCUGAACAGGCAGCUUGUUACUAGGUAGCGGAUGUUGCUAUUAAUAUGUAUAUAUAAAUUGUUGGGUGAUGAGGAGGAAAUCAGCAGCGCAAUUCUAUCUGAAACCGAUCGAAGCUUGCCGGUUCCGAUAUUGUAUGUGCUGGUUUCUCUCGACGAAGGGGACGCGCUGCCUACCUUGAUCUACCUUGCGUAGGAAAACAUAGCACUGUUGUAGGCCACAAACAGAGAGUUCAAGGAGAUAAGGCUUCUCACGCU